UUGUUAUUAAUUAAAUUUUUUAACAAAAUAAUUAAAUAUUUUAAUUAUAAAUUUAUUUUGUGAUUUUAAAAUUAAUUACAAAAAAUCAGAAGCAAAAUAUAUUUAUUGCAAUUGAAUAAGUGAACAAGUUCCGUUAAUUAUAAAAAUUUAAUUAAAAAAUUUUUAUAUUUAUACAUAAUUUUAUAAAAGGAAAAGGAAAUAAAAAUUUAAAAAAAAAAUCUUCAAAAUGAAAUACUUACAAAUAGCAUUUGCGUUAUUCUUAUCGAUCUCAUUAGUAACCGGCCAGUAUUUUGGAUCACAUUACUCUAAUUUUGGUGGUCAUAAUAGUUUUGGAUUACAUUCAUUAGUACCAGAUUAUAAUAGUGCAUCAUCAUAUUCUGGUAGUAAUUAUCAAGCACCAAUAAGAGAUUCAAGACAAGAUAGAGGUCCAGUAGUUUUUCCACCACCACCCGGUGAUGCACCAGAAGAAAGUAGCGGUGUAAUUAUUGGUGCAUCUGGUUAUGGUUUUGUACCACCAAAUAGUCCACAAUAUAGAAGUCGACCAGUUAACACAUUUUCCAAUCAACCAUCUACCUUAUUUGAUGAAGAUAACGAAAUUCGACCUGCUUUUGAUUCAUUUGAUUCAACAAGAGGAACUUAUGGAACACGAUUUAAUCGUUAUAGCAGUCGAUAUUUAAGAAAACCAGUUCCAUUUUUCUGAAUUAAGUUCUGAGGCUAUUUACAUCAUGUAAAUAUUUUGAAUUUGUAUCCUAAGUCAAUUUUUAUAAUGAUUAAAGUAAAAUAAAGUUAAAAUGUGUACAUAGUUUUAAAAUUUUGUAAAUAUACUUUGUUAACUUAAUUUAAUUUAAAAUUUAAA
Molecule: messenger RNA, 856 nt
Organism: Condylostylus longicornis
Lineage: Eukaryota; Metazoa; Arthropoda; Insecta; Diptera; Dolichopodidae
Exons: 4
Coding region: 227-700 (157 amino acids)
Source: RefSeq, a predicted model, not a curated record